UUUGACAGUUUCUCAACAGGGAGCCCUGCCUACACCUCCGCUCCACCCUCACAAUCGCUUUUGAUGGUAUCAACUCCCUCAGCCAACUCAGAGAUAUCGUAUCGAAGGCGCUCAUCUCCCUCGCCCCAGACAGCCGUGAGCGCACCCGCGAUCCGGGACCGCACUCCCAUCCGCCACCAUAGACCCAGCCUCUCCCGCAACCCCAGCCACAGCCGGAGCGAUGCGCUGUUUGCGUUUGCCAACGAACAGAAUCAGUUGCACCAAACGCAAUCACUACCAUCGAUCACCGCGAUGCCGUCACACAGUGGCUCAGCGAUGCCACAGAUGUUCAACAUGCCUGGGUACAACAUGACACCGCCCAUGACGAGUUUACCCCUCCAAGGAGGUUAUUUCAGCACCCCGGUUCCGCCACAAGCUACACACCAAGAUAGCUCGAAUGAGUUCUCUCUUUCCCACCACGAUAGCAAACCACAUGGUUUCUACCCUGUCGGUCGCACAGCUUCGCACGCCUCAGCGAUGAGCCUCCCUCCACCAGACUCACCUAACGCUUUGUACAUGCACGGCCAGCCGCAGCAUAGUCAGCAACCGCUGCCGUCCAUCGCCAUGACCAUGCAGCCAUUCCCACCAGUUCCGCUAACCUUGGAGUCGUCGCCAGCAGAGAUUGAGAUUAUGCCAUCCAGGCCGAAACCGCAGUGCUGGGAUCACGGGUGUAACGGCCGCCAGUUUUCGACGUUUUCCAACCUCUUGCGCCAUCAGAGAGAAAAGAGUGGCAGCGCAGUCAAAGCGAUUUGCCCCCACUGCGGGACCGAGUUUACAAGAACCACCGCGCGGAACGGUCACAUGUCAGGGGGCAAGUGCAAAGGCAGGCCCGAGAGCGAUGGGCUGAACGAGACCCAAAACGAG
Cladophialophora yegresii CBS 114405 is the source of this 903-nucleotide messenger RNA. RefSeq lists its product as uncharacterized. Lineage: Eukaryota; Fungi; Ascomycota; Eurotiomycetes; Chaetothyriales; Herpotrichiellaceae. The transcript has a single exon. The annotation marks the transcript as partial. The record is from RefSeq and is a predicted model, not a curated record.